UGGCUGUGUUAAAUAAGCCUGGCCAAAGCGCGUGGGAGACGUUGGCGGCGAUAGUUAACUGAGAACAUGUGAUCGCGGCUCGGCUGGUGCAUUUUUCCUUUUUCUUGGACUACAGAGUUGAACUCGGCUUCAAAAGCACCACCACCCGCCCUUUCAUUUGAAUUUUAUUUAACGUGCUUUAAGACAAGACACAAGAAGACGCCUUUUUUUAACUUCCUUCCAUAGACCUAGAUCACCCUUCUUUUGUUUAAAGCCUCACCCCCUUGGAUUCCGCUAUACUUAGCUUGCGACGAACGCCAAUCCCACUACAUAUAACCCGCCAUGGCCUCGGGCGGCGGCCGCAAAUGGCAGCAAUUAUUACAGGAGCUAGUAAUGAUUGCUGGCACGUCGCUUUCCACAUAUUUUGUCGUCAGAUUCCUGCUUUCCAAAGUCGAAUUCGAUCCCGAUAGCCAAAAACAUGAGGAAGCAAAGCGAAAGUCUGCGGCUAUAUUACGAAGACUCGAUGGCCCCGAGGAUUCGGACGACGAGUCCCCCAGCCGAAAGAAAGGCUCACGGCGACAAAAGAAGCAAAGGAGGGAGGACCUCGUACUGUCGCAAUACGAACAGACCAUCGCGAUGGACGUCGUAGCGCCAGAAGACAUCCCAGUAUCCUUUAACGACAUCGGUGGACUGGAAGAUAUUAUUGAAGAAUUGAAGGAGUCGGUCAUAUAUCCGCUAACCAUGCCACAUCUAUACUCAUCCACGUCAUCGCUCCUCAGCGCGCCGUCAGGAGUGCUUCUCUACGGGCCGCCCGGAUGCGGCAAGACGAUGCUGGCAAAAGCGCUGGCCCACGAGAGUGGCGCCUGUUUUAUAAAUCUUCACAUCUCAACCCUAACAGAGAAGUGGUACGGCGAUUCGAACAAACUCGUCAACGCCGUCUUUUCUCUCGCGCGUAAACUGGAGCCGAGCAUCGUAUUCAUCGACGAGAUCGAUGCAGUACUGGGGACGCGGCGGAGCGGCGAACACGAGGCCAGCGGCAUGGUGAAGGCCGAGUUCAUGACACACUGGGACGGGUUGACCUCUUCCAGCACCUCUGGGCAACCGCAGCGGGUUCUCAUCCUUGGCGCAACGAAUCGGAUCCAGGAUAUUGACGAGGCGAUUCUCAGACGCAUGCCGAAAAAGUUCCCCGUCACCCUUCCGCCCACUGCGCAGCGUUUCCGGAUAUUAGGGCUUAUACUUCAGGACAUAAAGGUCGACCGGGAGAAUUUUGAUCUGGACUUCCUGGUCAAGGCUAUGGCGGGGAUGUCAGGUAGUGAUAUCAAGGAGGCUUGUCGGGACGCUGCAAUGGUGCCUAUCCGGGAGCUAAUACGAUCGAAGCGGGAUUCGGGCAUUACGAUGGAAACCGUGGAUCCGGAUGAAGUGCGCGGUCUGCGAACGGAAGAUUUUUUCAAACGAGCCGGUGGCGUGAGGGCUACCGGUGAUGUGGGUAAUAAUGGUGCUAUUGUCAAGCGCAAAUCUGUGCUAGCAAAGGCCAUAAACAGCAAGCCAUUGUCUGAAAAGGAUUGGAUUACUGAUUCUGAAGGCGGUGGUGACGAUCGGGUUGUUGAGCCGGAGUUCAUCCCUAUUGAUGAAUGAUCGACUGAGUUUCCCUGUCAUGGCGCAAACUUAUUGCCUCUUGUUAUAUUCAUACACGUAUAUAUAUAUUCCUUAACAAUUCUUUUUAAUUAUAUCAUUACACUCCUAUCCCUUGUUCGCGUGUGUAUAGUAUGCUAUCUUUUCAAGCGUGUCAGAUGGUGGGAAGAUUUGGGGCUUCCCUUGACAAAUAUGUUGACUGUUAACUACUCCGUACAUAGAAAUGUGACGGCGUUCUGGGCAAGGGUUUACUUAUUUCCUAUUUCCCAAGUUAUUUGAACUCCAAAAACAUACUGACCUAGGAUUGGAAUUGAACUGUUUAUCUCUACUUUUGUUUUCUUCCCACUAAAUAUCUAAUCCGUAGCUAAAUAUAUAAAUAUAUAAAUAUAUAUAUACAUA
This is a messenger RNA of Blastomyces gilchristii SLH14081, 2010 nucleotides long. Its product is annotated as ATPase family AAA domain-containing protein 1. The record is from RefSeq and is a predicted model, not a curated record. The transcript is spliced from 2 exons. Bases 322 to 1614 code for a protein of 430 amino acids. Gene Ontology annotation, cellular component: mitochondrial outer membrane. Lineage: Eukaryota; Fungi; Ascomycota; Eurotiomycetes; Onygenales; Ajellomycetaceae. Gene Ontology annotation, molecular function: ATP hydrolysis activity; ATP binding.